Molecule: messenger RNA, 1766 nt
Organism: Populus trichocarpa (black cottonwood)
Lineage: Eukaryota; Viridiplantae; Streptophyta; Magnoliopsida; Malpighiales; Salicaceae
Product: pectin acetylesterase 12
Exons: 12
Coding region: 143-1402 (419 amino acids)
Biological process (GO): cell wall organization
Cellular component (GO): plant-type cell wall
Molecular function (GO): pectin acetylesterase activity
Source: RefSeq, a predicted model, not a curated record
CUAGCACCUCAUUAUCCUAUAACAAGCUAUCCCUUCCCCAAGUUUUCACCACCACCUUUCCUCUUUCCUCCUUCCUUCCUUCUGUUUUUUGGGUUUUCAGGAUUUGUUCAGGUGAAAAGAGCCCAGAAAAACAGGAAGAAAAAUGAAGUUUUUCAGCUUCUGGGCUGCGGCUGUUGCUGUUUGUCUUUUUGGGGUAUGGGUGGUGGAUGGGUUCUUGGAGAUGAAUGAAGAAGAGAUAUUUUACACUGAAGCUAAUGCUUCUUAUUACAUUGAAUCUAAAGCUUAUAAUCCCAAUAAUGCUUUGUUGGUUGGCCUUACUCUUAUCAAAUCAGCUGCUGCUAAAGGAGCAGUCUGUUUGGAUGGAACAUUGCCUGGAUACCAUUGGCAUCGCGGGUAUGGUUCAGGAGCAAAUAGUUGGCUUAUUCAAUUGGAGGGAGGAGGAUGGUGUAAUUCUGUUAGAGCUUGUGUUUACCGAAAAACAACUCGGCGAGGCUCAUCUAACUAUAUGGAAAAGCAGUUGGCAUUCACUGGAAUACUGAGCAAUAAAGCUGUAGAAAAUCCUGAUUUUUUCAACUGGAACAGAGUAAAACUUCGAUACUGUGAUGGUGCCUCUUUUACGGGGGACAGUGAACACAAGGCUGCACAACUUCAAUUUAGAGGACAACGUAUAUGGUCAGCUGCAAUGGAAGAUUUAAUGUCUAAGGGGAUGCGCUAUGCCAAUCAGGCUCUUCUUUCUGGCUGCUCUGCUGGGGGUCUAGCUUCCAUUUUACACUGUGAUGAGUUUAGGAACUUCUUUCCGAGAAAAACUAGAGUGAAAUGCCUGAGUGAUGCUGGUUUAUUCCUUGAUGCAGUUGAUGUUUCUGGUGGGCGAACGUUAAGAAACUUAUAUGGUGGUGUUGUGGGCUUGCAGGGGGUGCAGAAUAACCUUCCACGCAUAUGCAUCAACCACCUUGAUCCAACUUCGUGCUUCUUCCCUCAAAACGUAAUUGGCAAUGUUAAAACCCCACUGUUCAUUCUCAACGCAGCUUAUGAUUCAUGGCAGAUCCAGUCCAGCUUAGCCCCACCAUCUGCAGAUCCUGCUGGCUAUUGGAGUAAUUGCAGAAAGGACCACUCAAAAUGUUCUGCAUCCCAAAUCCAGUUUUUGCAAGGAUUCAGAAAUCAAAUGUUGAAUGCGAUAAAAGGCUUUUCAAGGUCUAGACAGAAUGGCUUGUUUAUAAAUUCAUGUUUUGCUCAUUGCCAAUCAGAGAGGCAAGAUACAUGGUUUGCCGAUAAUUCCCCCGUACUUGGGAACAAGCCAAUUGCACUUGCUGUUGGAGAUUGGUAUUUCGACCGGUCGGGCGAGAAGGCUAUUGACUGCCCCUACCCCUGUGACAGCAGUUGCCACAAUCUGGUUUUCAGAUGAGCCGAGCUUUUUAUCAAUUUGCUCAUCUUUACAUAUAGUCUUCUUACUAGAUUCAACUUUAUAUAUCCUCAUUGUUACUGUGAUAGAACUAUGCAAUUCAAUGAAAUUUGGUAGAAGACAAUAAGAAGGAAGGUUGCUGAGAAAUGCAAAUUUAUCUGGAGGCCCUUUGUAUUGCUGGAGCACAUCUUGUGCAUCCAAAUUACUAGAUAUUCAAUUUAAAUUGUAAUCUAUUAAUUUUUAUUAUCAAUCAGUAAGUCCAUAUUUUGGUGCUGAUGCUUUUGACAAUGUGUUUGGAAAGGGGACGGCCACCAUCUCCCUUUCCUCUUUCGACUAAAAUAAAAUUCAGCUACUCCAUCUUCAUAUA